AUGCGUUCUUGGUUCUUUUCGCGCGUUCUACGCCAGCAAUGGCGCGUCGUCAGAGGCCUUGCUCGGCGGGCCGCUGCGCCAACAUCAACAACACCGUUGUCUGUCCUCUCACCGCUCUCUGCCCAAGCAUUCCAUGCGUCAAGAACGUUGCAAGUCGUGAAGCCGGUAUUGCUUGCAGAUAUUGGAGAGGGCAUCGUGGAAUGUGAGAUCAUCCAGUGGUUCGUCGAGCCCGGGGCUCGUGUCGAAGAGUUCCAGCCGUUAUGCGAGGUGCAAAGUGAUAAAGCAUCCGUCGAAAUCACAAGCAGAUUUGCCGGUGUGGUCAAGAAGCUAUACUACGAGGCCGGGGAGAUGGCCAAGGUUGGGAAGCCAUUCGUUGAUAUUGACAUCGUCGACGGAGUCGUCAAAGAAGACUCAUCAGCCACGGUACCGAUAGACUCAACACCAGCACUGGACAAAACCCUAGAGGCACCUGUACGUCCUCCUGCUGAAGGGACAGCAGAGGCGCAAGUAGCUACAGCUACCAAUGAGCCCACCAGCCCAUCAAAGUCCAAAGGGAAGUGUGCCACACUCGCGACCCCUGCGGUGAGACACCUGUCAAAGCAGUUGGGUGUGGACAUCGCAGAAGUAGAUGGCACAGGGAAAGAUGGGCGAGUGCUCAAGGAAGACAUCUAUCGGUUCGUUGAGAGGAGAGAGGCCGCAGCCAAGCAAGCGCCGGCCACCCAGCCAACAGCAAGCAGCCCAACCCCGUCCAGCAUAACAUCGCCGGUAGAAGGGUCCACUGCUGGGUCACAGCAGGAGACGCCAGUUCCCUUAACCAGGACACAGGAGAUGAUGUUCAAGACCAUGACCCGCUCCCUCAGCAUACCGCACUUCCUCUAUGCCGACGAAGUCGACUUUACUAAGCUCGUCGAUCUUCGCUCACGGCUAAAUAAUGUCCUCUCCAAGCAUGGCAUCAACGACGGCCAGUCCGUCAAGCUGACUUAUCUCCCUUUCAUCAUCAAAGCCGUAUCCAUGGCGCUCUACCAAUACCCAAUUCUUAAUGCCCGCGUCGAGAUACCGGAGAACGGCAAUGGCAAGCCAAUGCUGAUCCACCGCAGCCAACACAACAUUGGUGUGGCUAUGGACACGCCUUCAGGCUUGCUUGUCCCUGUCAUCAAGAACGUAGGCAACCUCAAUAUCUUGGGCAUCGCGUCUGAGUUAGCGCGGCUGCAGAGCCUGGCUAUGGCCGGAAAGCUCACGCCGCAAGACAUGUCUGGAGGCACAAUCACUGUCAGCAACAUUGGCAACAUUGGCGGCACCUAUCUGUCCCCCGUCAUUGUCGAGCGCGAGGUGGCCAUCCUCGGCAUCGGACGCAUGCGCACCGUCCCGGCCUUCUCGACGGUCCCUGGAGAGGAGGACAAGGUCGUCAAGAAGCAGAUCUGCAACUUCAGUUGGAGUGCAGACCAUAGGGUCAUUGACGGUGCGACAAUGGCCCGCGCGGCGGAGGUCGUGAGGUCGAUUGUCGAGGAACCGGAUGUUAUGGUGAUGCACCUUCGAUGA
Molecule: messenger RNA, 1539 nt
Organism: Thermochaetoides thermophila DSM 1495
Lineage: Eukaryota; Fungi; Ascomycota; Sordariomycetes; Sordariales; Chaetomiaceae
Exons: 3
Coding region: 1-1539 (512 amino acids)
Cellular component (GO): mitochondrion; cytoplasm
Molecular function (GO): lipoic acid binding; acetyltransferase activity
Source: RefSeq, a predicted model, not a curated record